CUCUCGCCUCUCUCGGCAGCAGUGGCAGCAGUGUAGUAGUAAUCUGCCUGCCGCGCACUGAGCUCGCAUUUUGUGUCACGGUGCCACCGGGAGAGGGGCGACAGACUGCUGCGCGUCAGGGGACACCAGUUACCAUCCGCACGGUUCAAGCGACAUCCCGCCGCGGGCAAUGACAUUGGCAGACUGAAGUGGGAAUACACGAGAAAACGCAAAAAUGACGGUGGACUUUGAAGAAUGUAUAAAAGAUUCACCCCGAUUCAGGGCUGGCAUUGAUGAUGUGGAGACAGACGUGGUGGAGAUUGAAGCAAAGCUCGACAAGCUGGUGAAGCUGUGCAGUGGCAUGAUCGAGGCUGGCAGGGCCUACGUCAGCGCCAACAAGCUCUUUGUCAACGGCAUCAAGGACCUGUCACAGCAGUGCAAGAAAGAGGAGACGAUAUCGGAAUGCCUUGAAAAGUGUGGAGAAAGCCUCCAGGAGAUCGUCAACUACCACAUGAUAUUGUUUGACCAGGCUCAGAGGUCCAUCAAGCAGCAGCUUCACACCUUCAUUAAAGAGGACGUCCGUAAAUUCAAGGACACUAAGAAGCAGUUUGACCGGGUGCGUGAGGACAUGGAACUGGCCCAGGUGAAAAACGCCCAGGCACCCAGGAACAAGGUGCACGAGGCUGAAGAGGCCACACAGGCUCUCAUCCUCAGCCGCAAAGCCUUCAGGCACUUGGCACUGGACUAUGUCCUACAGAUUAAUGUGCUUCAGGCCAAGAAGAAGUUUGAAAUCCUGGAUGCAAUGCUGUCCUUCAUGCGCGCCCAGUACACUCUGUUCCAGCAAGGUUUUAACAUCUUGGAUGAGAUUGACCCCUACAUGAAAAAGCUGGCUGCACAGCUGGAUCAGCUGGUCAUCGACUCUGCAAUGGAGAAGAGAGAGCUGGAGCACAAACACGCCCUCAUCCAGCAGAGAACACUGAUGCAGGACUUUUCAUAUGAUGACCCCAAGCUGGAAUUCAAUGUGGAUGCACCCAAUGGUGUGGUCAUGGAGGGCUACCUCUUCAAGAGGGCCAGCAACGCGUUCAAGACCUGGAACAGGCGGUGGUUUUCUAUACAGAACAGCCAGCUGGUCUACCAAAAGAAACUCAAGGACUCUUUAACAGUUGUGGUGGAGGACCUGAGGCUGUGUUCUGUCAAACCGUGUGAAGAUAAUGAGAGGAGGUUCUGCUUCGAGGUGGUUUCACCCACUAAGAGCUGUAUGCUGCAGGCCGAGUCUGAGAAGCUGCGGCAGGCUUGGAUCCAGGCGGUCCAGGCAAGCAUCGCCUCUGCUUACAAAGACAUCGCCGACAAUUAUUAUAUUGAGCGUUUGGACCGGACAGCCUCGCCCUCCACCAGCAGCAUCGACUCUGCCAGCGAGCCCAGAGAGAGGGGGGAGAGGGCCGAUAAGGGAGUUCGGGGAGGUGGGGAAAGCCUCCUCCAGAGGGUACAGAGCCUGCCAGGGAACGAGCUGUGUUGUGACUGCGGCCAAGCGGCUCCCUGCUGGGCCUCCAUUAACCUUGGGGUGCUGCUCUGCAUCGAGUGCUCGGGGAUCCACAGGAGUUUAGGCGUCCAUUGCUCUAAAGUGCGCUCACUGACGUUAGACUCAUGGGAGCCAGAAUUACUCAAGCUGAUGUGUGAGUUGGGGAACACUGUGAUCAAUCAUAUUUAUGAGGGAGCCUGCGAGGAGCAGGGAGCAAAAAAACCUGGACCGUCCAGUUCAAGACAGGAGAAAGAGGCCUGGAUCAAGUCUAAGUAUGUAGAGAAACGCUUCCUGAAGAAGAUGAGUGGGAGUGAGGCUUUGGUGGAGGGGGAAAGGAAAUCCCGGCCCUGGACGGUGAAAAAGUGUCAGCGACACAACAGCUCUGUUCGGGCCCCCAACAAAGCCCGCAGGAAAUACCAUCGCUACGAGCCGGGUAGCGCUUCACCUGCAAACCUCUCAGCAGCAGCCGCAGCAAAGUUUCGCCGGGACUCCCUGUUCUGUCCAGAUGAGCUGGAUUCACUGUUUUCAUACUUUGACACUGGCUCUGGUCCCCGCAGUCUUAGCAGUGACAGCGGCCUGGGAGGAAGUACUGAUGGCAGCACAGACAUUCUAGUUUUUGGCUCAGUGGUGGACAGCGUCACAGAAGAAGAAGAGGAGUCAGAGGAGUCUUCCAGUGGUGAGGUGGAGAUUGAACAGGAAGUACCCUCAGACCCCGAAGACCCGAGGGAACUCCACCCAGGGGCGCUCCUCCACCGAUCCUCCCGUCUACACAACCUGCCACUGAUGGCAGAAGCGCUGGCGCAUGGUGCGGACGUACACGCUGCAAGUGAGGAGGAGGAGGGGAAGACACCACUCAUUCACGCUGUGAUGGGGGGCUCUCUAAUAGCAUGUGAGUUCCUGCUACAGAACGGAGCCGAUGUGAACCAGAGGGACAUGAGAGGAAGAGGCCCGCUGCACCACGCCACCUACCUGGGACACACUGGUCAGGUGUGUCUGUUCCUGAAGAGAGGAGCAUCGCAGUCGGAGGUGGAUGAACAGGGUCAUGACCCCCUAAGCAUCGCUGUUCAGGCUGCCAACGCUGACAUCGUCACCCUAUUGCGUCUAGCGCGGAUGAACGAGGAGAUGCGAGAGGCGGAGGCUCCCUUGGGUCAACCAGGUCAAUACCCCAGCAACAGCCCCACUGACCAGCAGUAUAGGAAGUGCAUCCAGGAAUUCAUCUGCCUCACCAUAGACGAGUGCUAGUGGUCACUUCUGUAUCCAGGAGCAAAGCUCGUGCUCUCUCUCUCUAUAUAUAAACUAUAUAUACUGUAUAUUCCUCCUGAAUGGGAACCUAAAAUAAUUGUGCGGACGAAGUUGCCCCUAGACACUGAUCUCGAGUCGGUUACUUACAGAGAUCUAGGUUUACGAGCAACUUCUUGGGGGUGUCUGAGGAGAGAGUAGCGUACCACUUGCGCAAUAUCGGGGUGCGUUGUGUCAUAGGGAGACCCCUGAUGGACUUUUUUAACUCUACUGACAAUACAGUCACCACCUCCAUUUUUCUGCAUCACCACUAUGUUUCUGCUCGCCGUUCCGCGGCACCACCCACGCUAUGCUAGCUACAUGUCACACACAGUAAACGACAUCUGCUUUUUGGUGUUUCGCUAACAGGGUUAUCCCCUAACUUAUCAUAACAUGGUAUAACCUCUUGAGUGAGGGUGUGGGUUUACUGUUGCCUAACAGCUCUUACCUCUGAAGACUCUCGCUGCAUUAACCCCCCUACACUUUAUAUCUAUCCAGACCAUCUGUGUGACAUCCAACUUACCCAUCUCUUCUUUAUUGGAGAUGUAAAUAUGCGUAUUUAGAAGUUAUAUGGGUAAUCUUUAAACUAUGUGCUGUGGCAUGAGGUGAAUAAAAAGGUAUUUGUUCCAUUACUUAAAGAAAAAGAGUAACUGACAAGCUACAGUAGAGGUGGGCAGGGUAGUUUACUGUGUAUACAGAGGGGUCAGGAAGGGAAAUUUAAUGUAAAACUGUGACAAAAAUACUGAAGGGCUUGUGGAGAAGAGACCCUUGCCUGCUUUGUAAGAUACUUUGUGACAUGAUGAGUGAGUGAGUGAGUGAGUGAGUGAGUGAGUGAGUGAGUGGACAGGAGAGUAAAUGAAUGCAUGUGUCUAAGAAUACUGAGAGACAGAGUUAAAUAAUAUGAUAUUAUGAUACAUUAUGUAAAUGAAAAAAAAAGAAACUGUGCACUUUUCCCAUCUACAGUAUUAUAAUUUUUUACAUUUUUCAUUUAGUUAGUUUUUACAUUGUCCUUGUCUCGUCACAUUAUUGUCUAUCUAUCUAUUGUCUGAUCAAUCUCUGUCAUUUUUAUUGAUGUUUAUCUCCCCAGAGGACCAGUGCAAUGCAUUCUUGGAUGCAGUUUAUGUCUGCAUUCCUGUUGAUGAUUGUCAUUUUAUCUGAAAGCAUUACUUGGAAUUUAUGACAGGAAGUCUUUGGAACUCAUAAAAGACAUUGUGCUUUCAUUUUCCCUUUGGAACCGCCUUACAUUGCUAUGAUCAUUGGUAUUCAAACACCACUAAAAGAGAUUUCACUAGCUUAUCUAUGAAAAUUCAAGCUACAAUGCACCAUUCAUUGCAGUCAUUUGUUGUUUAAUAUGUGAGGUUGAGAGGGAGAUGUGUCAACAAACCAGAGCAGCAAGAAGUUGGGGGGUGUAUAAAACUGGAUUUACGUCUCACACUUAAAGGGACAGUCCACCCCAAAAUCAAAAAUACAUAUUUUUCCUCUUACCUGUAGUGCUGUUUAUUCAUCUAGAUUGUUUUGGUGUGAGUUGCUGAGUGUUUGAGAUAUUAGCUGUAGAGAUGUCUGCCUUCUCUUGAAUAUAAUAGAACCAGAUGGAACUCAGCUUGUGGUGCUCAAAGGAGUAAAAAAUAUAUAUCUAAAAAACUCAACAGCAAUGUCUCUUUCCAGAAAUCCUUACUGGUUUACUCAAGAUGAUCCACAGACCUUGUUGUGUGUAGUUUCAUACAGGAACUAUUUUCUUUCUACUAAACUACAUCCACAUUUGUAUUACCACCCAGAAGAAAGCGUGCAUCUACUGCUAGCUAAUGCUACAGCUCGACCGAGGAGAAUGUCAUUAAUGUUUACAUCUUGACCCUUGAGCAAGAGCCUCUCGUCCAUGUGUAGAUGCACACUUCCUUCUGCACUGUGAUACGGUUGGCGGGUGUAGUUUGGUAGAGAGAAAAUAGUUCCAACAUGAAACUGCUCACAACAAGGUCUGUGGAUUAUCUUCAGUAAUCAGGCCAUAUUUUCUGGAAAGAGACAUUGCUGUUGAGUUUUUCCUUUUUUUGUAUUUUUUCAUUUUUAUUUAUUUAUUUCUUAAUUUUGUGCACUUUGAGCACCACAAGCUGAGUGCAAUCUAGUUCCAUUAUCUUUGAGAGAAGGCAGACAUCUCUACCCUGCAACUCACACCAAAACAAUCUAGACUGAUAAAUAGCACUACAUAUGUACUGUAUAUUUGAUUUUGGAGGUGAACUACCCCUUUCAAAAAACUCCUCUGUUCACUUCCUUCUACAGAACAAAGGUGACUCAUGACACUUCCACUUGUUGUAAAUACUCAUCCAUAUUACAUAUCUGUGGUGAGAUAAAGGCGCACAUUUCUUUAUGACAGUUUACACACUUAUGGGUCAAAGGACUUGUAUAUCUGGAUUCUGUUGCUGGUCAAUGCUUGCAGUCAUCUCUGCAUGCUUUGCCAGAAUUUAUUUUUGGGAAGUUCAACAUCGUUUGCAUUCUGAGCAUGAUAAAAUAUUUUCCAAUGGUUUGAUCACGUCGUGCAGUGCAGUCCUGUGGAAUAAGCAUGUACCACCAUGACCCUCUGGUGUCAGAAAUUUCUUACUUUGUUGCACCUCUGUGCCAUUCUUCCAUCCACAGACCAAAUCUGUGGUGACUUCCUCAUUCCUGUCUUGUUUGUUUGCUCGUUUGUUUGUUUCCACAAAAGCUUACAAAAGGUGGUUUUAAUUUUUUUUUUUUUAAUGUCGUGGUUUAUUUUCCUCUGCCAAAGACUUUUUAAAGGGAAGGUGUCUGACGUUGUAUGAUAUCAUGCUGUUUUUGUUUGUUUUUUAAACUGAAACUGUUCAGAGUAGAUACAGCAUAGUCUUACCAUGCUUUGUGAAGUGACAGAGUGGUAGAAACACUGUUGGUGUACUCACAUGUUGAAAAAAGGUUACAGAAAUGUGACAGAGCCAAGAGAUUUUGAUAUGGCAGGUGAUAUUCUGCAAUAGUUCAAUGUACUGCAAGUAGAACCAGUCUAGGGGGUGACGUGAAGCUACUGUGACCAAAUUGUUAAGGGCCCUCGCUCUAUAGCGGAAGUAUUAAAUGUUGUGUCCAUUGUGUGUAUUGACAUAGGAGUGGUUAAAGGUGCUGUUCGAAGCAAACAUGCUGUAAAUAGUACACUUGUGUAUUUUAACUCGACAUCAACUUCCUGCCUCUCAGCAUUCAAUCACGGAUCCUGACUGUCUGAUCUGGUUUAUGUUUGUCUUUUUAUUCUCUUCCAACAAAAAAAAAACAACAACCUGUCAGGCAGAACUGUACCACAGCUCUGCGCUACUCGGAGGCGUUCUUCUGUUCACUGACAUUUGGAUAUCUUUGGAAUACUUUCUUCCUUGUCUUUAGAAGCACUGAGGGGAAAAAAAGAAAACAAAAUACAUAAAAUAAAACUGAGAAACUCUUGAUGAACUAACCCUGCUUCCUGCUUGUUGCCCUCAUUUCUGUUUCCUGUCUCAUCUCUUAUGCAUGGCACUCUCUCAACAUUGCAGCAAUGUAUUUGAAAACGUCUGCGUAACAUUGUUGCUUUCAAAGAUCUAAUGAUAAUAUUUUAAUUUGAAGACAUAUUUUUAUGUGGAAACAUUGUCAGAUGUUGGGAGAGUGCUAUUUUUUACGAUCUGGUCUGGUGUGUCUUUUGGUCUAUAACAAACUUUUGGGUAGCACUUGGCUUAUUCAAUGCAAUACUACAGUUUCCUUCAGGAUAACAAAUUCAAAGGAGGUGUACACUUGUACAUCUUCAGCAUGCCAGGUCAAUGUCAACACGCUAUUUAAGGAUCACCUUUGUGUUUAGGGCCUUAUGUGUUUCAAACAGUGUCUCAGUUUUCUAGCCUGCAGCAGCAACACCAUGCCUUGAAUAAUUCAGUGUCUCCAGCAUUUAAAACAUUCAUGUGAUCUCACAAGUUACAAAAUGUUCUCACAUGCCACAAAUGUCUAAUUCUUUCAUUCACACUUCAGGCAAACAGCACAUGUCCACAUGAAGAAAUAAACACUGACUGACAUAUCAUUGCUUCUGUUACCACAGGGGUUACCACGGGCAGCAGGAGAGUUAAACCCAAGGAUGUUCGGGAUAGAGUGAGUGAAGCAUCCUGGGCCGUCAUAGGGGACUAGUGUGAUAACUGUGAUUCUCUCUGCUCUGGUGGCUGUGGGUUUCUGUUGCACGCACACUCUCUGGGGAAAUAUUUGGAGCUGUCUUGAUGUUGGGGAUCUUUUUUUUGUCUCCUAGGGAGCCAUUCAGAAAUCUUCUGCAGAGGAGUAUUGUGUCUUGAGACCCGGCUAUAAUGCAGCGUUCACGUACAUUUGGAAAUAUGUACACUGUAAAAUAUUUCACUGUACAUUUACAGUAAAUUACCGUACUGCCUACUAGUUGCAUUACUUUCACGGUAAAUUGCUGUCAUUUUUACAGUAAAUUGUCAUGAAAUGACAGCUCUAUAUUGUGAUCUCACAGUAAUUAUGCCUGGAUAUUACUGUGAUUUAGCAGUAUGCUCCUGUAAAAUCACUAUAUUUAACUGUAAUCUCACAGUUAAUGCUGUAGUGCAUAACUUCUGUCGCCUCCCAGCGGAUAAUGCGUUAUUACAACUAAUAAGCUGGCGGCACUUCCAUAUACACAGAGUAACACUUGCCUUUGUGGUAGGAUCCACUUCUGAACCGUGUCUCGGCCAAUUCUCCGCCAUGUUGCUUUCUCUUUCUACCUGUGCUCUACCUCUCCGCUCUUCCUCCCCCUCCCUUCUUGUUGUGAGGAAGCAUUUCCUGUGUGCCAGCGCGGGAAUGUCGCCGGUCUACAGGCAUACUAAAAAUGAUAUAUAUUGAAAAAUACAGCGAGAUGUUAGAGGAGCUGAUCGGCUUAAUCAGCAUUGUGUCAUCUCCUCUAGUAGUGGCUUGGGUGAAACGGACAUUUACAGACCUGUAGAAGUUACGCACUAUAGCUUUAAACUAAAUAUAUUAUUGUGAUUUAGCAGUAUGCUUCUGUAAAAUUACUAUAUUUACCUGGAUGGAUUUCGCAAUAUUCUGAAUUUGGUUUAAUAUCGCAGUAAAAGCCUGUGAGGUGAUAAUAAUGUAAUUUAUUGUGAAAUAUUACAGUCACAUAUUGUAACUUCCUGAAAAUAAUUUGCAGAGUUUAGUUUAUUCUCCAACAACAUUCAAACAUCGAAUGUAUAGUAGGUCACAGAGAGUGGGUAAGUAUUGUAUAGUAUAAGUAUAUUAAGCACAUGAACCCAGAUGUCACUUGGUAGUGACUUGAGAGAGAGGAAAAAUGGACAGGAUGCUCACCACGCUUUCCCUGUAAGUUCCUGAUUUUCUCCUAACCAAGACACAUAGUUAGAAGGGUAAUCUUUUAAAAAUGUGCAGAAAAUACAGCUUGAGUGUCUACAAAGCAUUUACUUAUAUAAACAAAAUAUGCUGUACAGAAGAAUGAGUCACUCAUAGUACCUAAAGGAAUAGGUGUUAAUGUACCAUUGAGGUAGACUGGUAAACUUAACUCAAUGCUUUGGGGGCUUUGCUCUUUCAUGUGGAGAUUCUUCUGCUUUUUCUUCAUCAAUGGUGAAAAUGUGGGUUAUUGGAGAUUGCAGUAUUUGCUGACUUAUUGCCUUUAUGUCAUGUCAUUAAAAAUGCCUUGUAUGUUACUCACUAUAUGUUAAAGGUAAGCAAAAACCAGCAGACUGGUCACUGCAGUCUCCACGGGGCCACACAGUGGGACAAACCCUCUCCUUGACUUUAGUAUCCCCUGUUGCAGGUGACAUCUCCAGUGUUGAUGUCUUUCGCGAAUUUUCUAUCCUCGCGUCUCUCCAGCCCGAGAAGUUGAGGAGGAGGAGCGUACAGUUCAGCCGCUGCAAGAAGCCACAGUGACAACUGAUCACCCGCUCUGAUCACUCUUUUGGAGUCAAGAGGGAGGCAGCUACAUGGCAUUCAAAAAGACUUUUUGAUUUUGAGGAGUGAGUGCUGCAGGUGUGAGUAAAUGGUCAAAACUUGUAGGCUCUAGUCAAAGCUAUUUUAUAUCAGGUCCUCAAUUGUAAAUAUGUUUAGUCAAGGUCAAGAUGUUAGACCUUGGUCAUAUCAAAAUGUAGUUUAAACAGUUCCUUUGCACAUGAUCCUACAUUUGCUAUAAUGUAACACUACAUUUGUUAGAUCAUCCCUGCCUGUUAAGGUAAAUGUUGCGUGAUAUCAGACAUAAUUGUCAACUUGUUAAACUGUUUCCAUAUUCAUUAGUCAACUCAACUCAGUGAGUGGCUGAAUUCAAAAGUCUGGACCCAGGAAAUGGCAAAUGUGUUUAAAACUUUAGAACAAAACCAAGUGCCUCCUUAGUGUUUUGUAUAAUUUUAUUUUGUCAACUGCAAAUGCCUGAUGAAAUGUCUUUUAAACUGUGUUGAAACCGGUGGCAGAAAUAAAAUAAAAAGUGAAAUAAAAUAAAAUAAAAUGUU
This is a messenger RNA of Epinephelus fuscoguttatus (brown-marbled grouper), 9207 nucleotides long. RefSeq names its product arf-GAP with coiled-coil, ANK repeat and PH domain-containing protein 3-like. NCBI's taxonomy places the organism in Eukaryota, Metazoa, Chordata, Actinopteri, Perciformes, Serranidae. The transcript is spliced from 24 exons. Gene Ontology annotation, molecular function: GTPase activator activity; protein binding. Gene Ontology annotation, cellular component: cytoplasm. The coding region runs from base 215 to 2740 and encodes 841 amino acids. The record is from RefSeq and is a predicted model, not a curated record.